AACACCGUGAAAACACUGGAGGAAUAUAGCUGGAACUAUUUGCAAGAUCAGCAUUAUCGUGCCUUUGCGUCGUUGGUCAAUGGAAGGAUAGGGAAGCAUCACCGAAAAAGAUCCGCUCAGAGCAUAAGCAAAAACUUGUAUCCAAACAUCGGCAGCAGAAACAAAGAACUCUCAAUUACGUGGCAUAAUUGUGUGCAAACUCCGUAACUAAGCUCACUGUCAAAGAAUUCAUACAAACUGAACAAAAAUUAUUUGCACAGCCAAAGUCAUGGACAAGAAAAUACCAUAGAGUAUAGUGGUACGUUACAAAACGGUUUAUGAAAGACAAUACACAGAAAGACGGCGAAAUCCGUUAAUGACAGGACAUCUCAUGAACUUUUUGGCAAGUCUAGGCAGUGCUUGAAACAAACCGUUGUCGUUCGUCGACUUUGCUUAAACUUUCAGAACAACGGUAAUCCUGCGUCCUUACUUUGCGACGGAUCCAAAAUUGCCACUUCUCACCCAGGUCGAUUCCGGGAAAGCGCUCAAGUUCAGAGUUGUUCAAUUUGCAAUUUGAAGCCAACUCAGUCGUGGCCAAAGACUCAGGGACCAUGUUAUACGUGGACGAGUUCGGGUAUGAACGGCAGUGCUCGUUUCUCGACGAUCUGGCUUCGUCGCCUGACGUCUGCGUGCGGAAACUGUCGGAAAAUCAAGAGAAUAAAAUAAAUGCCACGGAAAACACCGAACAAAUUGUUCCGGGAGGAACCGAUAAUCUAUCGGAAUUGGAGUCAUCAUUGUAUCCGCUAGCUGACGCGAACAUUAUUGGAACAACUAAAAUGACAAUGAAAAAUAUCUCAUCCCCUAUGAGGAUGGAAACUUCAUACAAAAAUAGCGCGCCCAUUCAAUCACGUGACAGUACCCCCUCGCCAGUGUACAGUGACGUAUCAAGCGACGAUAACCGGAACCAGAAUUCGGAAAUUCUGGACGACAUAAUGGAGUGCAUUCAGACGGUAGACCCCGCCGUCACUUCCGGUACUGCGUGCAAGUCGGCGAAAAAAACGCGCGAAUAUGAGAAACUUAUGAGAGAGGCGGCACAGCUUUUAUCAGGGAGCGGCCAAAUUCAGCUGUGGCAGUUCAUUUUGGAGCUGCUUACCACCGACCUUGGUACCGGAUGUGCCCACUGGGAGGGGCCCCUGGGCGAGUUCCGGAUCACAGACCCCGACGAGGUGGCGCGACAGUGGGGCAUCAGAAAGAACAAGUCCAAAAUGAACUACGACAAACUCAGUCGAGCGUUGCGAUACUAUUACGAUAAAAACAUUUUAACGAAGGUGCAAGGAAAGCGAUAUACGUACCGAUUUGACUUUGGAGCAAUCGUUCAAUCAAAUCGCUCCCUUACUAGUCUUGCAAGAAACCCCGUGAUUUCAAAAAUUGACGCCAUUCAGCACCCACCAUGUUCAACCGUUAAAUUUGCUCAAAAGCCGAAAUCGCGACUCACAGACAGUGUGCAAAACAGUUGCAGUAGGCAACAGUAUAAUUCCAAACCUCAGAUGUCUCCCGGCGUUUUACAGACUAACAAAAUCUUUUCAUACGAAUCGCAAUACGACUGUUCACACGUGGAAAACAUGUUUGCACCGAUCGAGCCGCCAUAUUGGUACGAAAAUGAGACAGCACUUGACCGGAUGACGUCGUGGUAUCCGACCCAUGACCAUUACAAUAACUACUUCGUCGAAAUGUCGGAAACCAGACAAAUGUACUCAUUUAUGUAAUGUUGUAGUAAUGAUAAACACUUUUCUUUAAAUUUCUUUGGGAUACGCGCCAGUAAUUGAGGGUGCUGUAAAAAGCAUAAAAAAACAACGACGAUCAAAAUACGAGUUGUUUAUAAUGCAGAUACAUUUAAACUAUUUCGUUUUUCGUUCAUUGUAUCUGUCAUAAUGUACGUUCUUGCUUAUCUCUAUGAAGACGUUGUUAACAAGUUUGUAUCGAACAUCAAGAGCAUUUUUUUUAUAAAUAUAUCACUACAUGAACAUGCAAAAAGAAUUUUAAUUAGUCAUGUAUAACGAUGGUGAAUUUGUUUGUUUUUUAUUCACAUAGUUCUUGUUCGCGUUUGGUAAAGUUAUGGUAUAUUUGCGGUUGAUAACACUGAAUUAAAACAAUUGUUCGAAAAUGUUCGGGACAGCUCACUUAAAAAUAUUAAUACUUACUUAUUUGCAAAUGUUUUAUGAUUUUUAACACACAUGUUUUCAUCGAUUUAUAUUUUGUAUAUUAUUAUUUACUUUGUGAUAUGUAAAAUAAUAAAUUGAUAACAUGA
Dreissena polymorpha is the source of this 2287-nucleotide messenger RNA. Its product is annotated as protein C-ets-2-like. The transcript has 4 exons. Gene Ontology annotation, cellular component: nucleus. Bases 591 to 1745 code for a protein of 384 amino acids. NCBI's taxonomy places the organism in Eukaryota, Metazoa, Mollusca, Bivalvia, Myida, Dreissenidae. Gene Ontology annotation, molecular function: sequence-specific DNA binding; DNA-binding transcription factor activity, RNA polymerase II-specific. The record is from RefSeq and is a predicted model, not a curated record. Gene Ontology annotation, biological process: regulation of transcription by RNA polymerase II; cell differentiation.